AUGGAGAAGGAUCAGCAGCUUGUGGUGGAGAAAGGAAAAGUCGUGGUGAGGAUGAAGUUCUCCCAAGUGAGAGGUGAGGAAGGCUGCCUCAACACUGAAUUCUGUGCAGGCACAGAGUGGGACCGUUUGUGGUACAUCUGGUUGGUGGUGGUGAUUGGUGGGCUCCUGCUCCUGUGUGGCCUGGUUUCUGUCUGCGUGAGGUGCUGUUUUCAGUGCCAUCAGGCAGGGGACGAGUCGGGGCCUCAGCCCUACGAGGUCACCGUCAUUGCUUUCGACCACGACAGCACCCUCCAGAGCACCAUCACCUCUCUCCACUCCGUGUUUGGGCCUGCUGCCAGGAGGAUAUUAGCAGUGGCACACUCCCACAACGCUGCCCAGGGAGCGCCGCCCCUCUCGGCGUCGGACACCCCGCCGGUGUACGAAGAAGCCCUGCACAUGAGCAGGUUCACGGUGGCCAGGGCGGGCCAGAAAGUGCCAGACCUGGAUCCCGUGCCGGAGGAAAAGCUGCAGGCACCUGCUGAGGCCAAGGAUGCCCAGCCAGCCCUCCCAGGACAUUAGUGCCUGGUUUUAAUUAAUGGCAAAUAAUACAGAACAGUUAAAUGCAGGGACUAAUUCAUGUGGGCAGGGUUGGGAAUCUCCGACUGACUUCCUUAGUUUAAUGAGAAAGGGGGCGGAAAUUAGCUAAAAUUCCAAAUAUUUUCAGAUCUAGCGUAGUUUGACGCCUCUUUCUGACACCUCCUUGAGAUGGUUGGCCAUUGGCAUUCUCCAAGUCCAUUUAUUACAGGCACACAACACCAGUAGCAGAGCUGGCACAAACAAGCUGGCAGCAGGAUCAAGGUGCUGAGCCAUCUUGCAGGGUGAUGGCAGAUGCGGUCUCAUUCCUCCUGCCUCAACCCUGGGUUUCCUCAGGGUGGCAGAGAGGAUUUCAAAACAGACAAAAACUAAACCAACCAAACAAAACCCAAACCAAACAAAAAAAAAGACCCGUGAGAAGGUCUAUUAAGGCCCAGUAAUAACACCAAACUUCUGGAAACGGCCAAACAUCUCUAGUCAUUUUUAAAACAAACAAUCUGCAUGUAAACAACGGAGAGGAUAUAUACAGAAUGUGCCCUAAAUGUCCUCCAGGAUACACAGAAUGAAGACAGUCUGGUUCUGAAUAGGAUAUAUAGCAAUUCUGAAGUAGUAGUCUCAAGCUCUUAUAUUUGAAUUAAAAAAUAUUAUAUUAGGUGCCAACAGAUCAAACAAGGGGAGGAGCAGGAACACUGCCCCUGAAAUAAAGCUCAAUCAUCUUUUCAUUGCAUUCAUAUUGUAUCAUUUAUUAAUUCCUACUGUUGCUGUCAAAACCAGAUCAAUUUAAGUAAGACCACUUAAAACAUUUAAGCCAUUUCCCAGACAGAAUAAUUUGAGAGUCUCUCCUGAUCGAUACAA
Molecule: messenger RNA, 1428 nt
Organism: Myiozetetes cayanensis
Lineage: Eukaryota; Metazoa; Chordata; Aves; Passeriformes; Tyrannidae
Gene: TMEM52B
Product: transmembrane protein 52B
Exons: 5
Coding region: 1-558 (185 amino acids)
Source: RefSeq, a predicted model, not a curated record